Chlamydomonas reinhardtii is the source of this 4486-nucleotide messenger RNA. RefSeq lists its product as uncharacterized. Gene Ontology annotation, biological process: protein phosphorylation. The transcript has 7 exons. Gene Ontology annotation, molecular function: protein serine/threonine kinase activity; ATP binding. Lineage: Eukaryota; Viridiplantae; Chlorophyta; Chlorophyceae; Chlamydomonadales; Chlamydomonadaceae. The coding region runs from base 809 to 3550 and encodes 913 amino acids. Gene Ontology annotation, cellular component: cytoplasm. The record is from RefSeq and is a predicted model, not a curated record.
CUACCUGGCACACAUUUCGUUGCGACGCCUGCACUCCGGCCGCCUUCAAGCCCGCGGUAAGGCACCGGGCGCAGCGCCCAAGCGCGGGAAAACGCAUCCGGCUCAGCCCUAGCUCCUCAAAGCGCCUGCUAUGCAAACUUUGCAGAAUCUCUUGCAUUAGCGCAUCAGCAGCAGGGCUGCUGGGCGCAUGGCUGGGCUGGAGCAAGUCCGCGCUGCGGGCUCAAAGCGCCUGUGUACGCUUUCAGCUCUCUUCCAGCGCUUUUUUUCAUGCACAGAAUUCAGCUUUUGCCUUUGCACCCGCUUUGCAGCAACCGCAGCGCAGGCGCGGCCACGGCACUUGCAGGCGCGCUACUGGGUGCGCCUGGCUCCAAGCGCUGGCACUUAAGGCUGGCUUAGCAAAUUAAGGUAUUCAUAUGGAGCAGCUUUCCAGGGCAUUCCGCGCGGGUCAACCCACGGUCAAGCGGGAUGGGGCUUCUUUUCGUUUGCAGGCCAUUCUUUACUUGGGCCACGCGCGGCGUUCUAUAGCAAAAGCUUUCAGUGAGCUCAUACGCGCACACACAUACAUACAACUAGCUUUCCUCUCAAGCCCCAGAGCCUCGCCUAGCUAACUAUUUCCGACUUGCGUCUUCUUCCUCGCUUUUCCUAUCAAAGGCCCUCAACUUGCAGCAUCGGCUCACUGUGGCACUUGUUGCUUGUGGCGACAAGCAUCGAGUGGGCGGCACUGCAAGAGGCGCACACGCUUCCGACGGACGGAAACGCGCUCCUGGCUCUCCCGUGCUGUUUGCGGCGGCAAGGGCAGCCUAGCGGUAUGGAUUGCGACCUGCUGGAGCUGCAGCAGCACACUUUGCGAGCGAGGCUGCUCAAGGCCAAGGAGCGGCGGCACAUCGGCCACAGCAGCAACAUGCAGGACUGCAACAACCAGAAGUCCAGCGCCCGCAGUCUCCUGUCCAAGGGCGGCGAGCACAAGGCCGCGGCCAAACCCAUCAAACCGACCGGCGGUUUCCGUGCCAAGCUUCUGGCGGCGAAGCGCCGUGCCGCCUUUGGCGGUGGCGCCUCGACCACGGCUAAGGCUGGCCAUGUGCCCGCGCCCUCUCCUAGCAGCGGCGGCAGCGGGUCUGACGCGGACUGCAACAACCAGAAGUCCAGCGCCCGCAGUCUCCUGUCCAAGGGCGGCGAGCACAAGGCCGCGGCCAAACCCACCAAACCGACCGGCGGUUUCCGUGCCAAGCUUCUGGCGGCGAAGCGCCGUGCCGCCUUUGGCGGUGGCGCCUCGACUACGGCUAAGGCUGGCCAUGUGCCCGCGCCCUCUCCUAGCAGCGGCGGCAGCGGGUCUGACGCGGCCCCCGGCAGCGGUGGGGUCUCCAACGGCUCAUCGCGCCAGCAGGCGCCCUCGGCCAACACCAACACCAACACCAACUCGUACUCCACCAGCAGCAGGCACGCGCUGCCCGCCGCCACACAACCCACCCCCUGCGUGCCCAGUAUUCAGCCUGCUGCACCCCGGUCCAGUGCCGCCGCCGCCGCCACCACCGUCGCUGCUGCUACGGCUGCUGGCUCAUCAUCAGGAGCCCGCCGCAUGGAGGGCCGCUGCCGCCCCUACCGGCCGCCCAUGCGGGUGCAGGGCGACGAGGGCGGCAAGGCGGCCACCGCUGGCAGUGGCCCUGGCAGCAGCAGUGGCUCAGGCCUGAUGCUCCGCAGCUUGGUAGGGUGCCUGCUGCCCCACCUCGCCACUGCCGCCAUCCAGAAGACAGCGCACGUCGCGGCCGCCGUCGCCCGCCGGGUGAUGGCACCCGUCGCCGCCGCCGCCACCGCCGUGCCCUGCCGGGUGAUGGCACCCGUCGCCACUGCCGCCGCCGUGCCCUGCCGGGUGGUGGCACCCGUCGCCGCUGCCGCGGCCGACGCCGGCGCGGUGGCGCCCAAGCUCGUGGCCUUCCGGCCUCCGCCGCCGCCCAUCAUGCCAGUGCACCAGCACCAGCACCAGGACCAGCACCAGCAGGCGGGGCCGUGGUACGUGGCGCGGCCGGCGGUGCAACCGAUGAUGGGGCCGCCUGUGGUUCAGGCUACCGCUGGCGCCGCGGCCGUGGCGGCGCCGCGGCUGCUCGUGGGGGCUCCGGUCAAGCUCCUGAUGGCAACUCAGCUGCUUCAGCAGCAGCAGCACAUCCAGCUGGCCAACCGCGUGGCUUGCGUGCCGUACCCGCACCCGCACCCGGCGGUGCAGCCGCAGCCGGUCCUGGUGCACGGCGGCAUGCCGGCUCCGCGCCAGCCGCACCAGCAGCAAGACCAAAGCCUGCAGAUGCGGAUGCAGCGGCUGCAGCAGGCGAAGCAGAUGUGGCAAGCGCAGAAGAAGAAGGUGCAGGAGGCGGAGGCCCGGCAGCAGAGGAUCCAGGAGGCCAUUCAGGAGGAGGAGGACAUUGUUGUCGCCAACGUGCGCGAGCUCAUGCAGCGCUGCACCAGCGGCGCCUCCAAGCCCGUCGAGCUCAUCCGCCUCAAGCGGCACCUGGGCCAGGGCGCCUUCGGCUGCGUCGACUGCUGGGAGGUCACAGAGCGCCAGUCCCCCACCGCCUCCUCCGCGGCCUCCUCCUCUGGCCUGGCGGCGGCGGCGGCCUCCGGCACCGCCACUGCCACCAGCAGCAGCCGCACCUUUGAGGCGGCGGUGAAGACCUGCGCUCUGGACCUGAAGGGCCUGGCGGCGGGCGGCGCAACGCCGCAUUCUGUGGAGAUGCAUGCCAAGGAGGCGGCGGCGGUGCUGGCGGUUCAGGCGCUGGACUCGCGGCACCUGGUCAAGGUGCUGGGGGCCUACGUCGACGUGCUGACACCCGGGGAGGACGUGCCGCCCCGCGGCUGCGGCAUCGCCAACCUGCGCGUCGGGCGCAUAGUGAUGGAGGUGGCGCGGGAGUCGCUGACUGACGUGGUGACGGGCCACCGCGUGCUCGCGCACUGCGCCGUGGGCGGCGCCGCCGCCGCCUUUGACGCCGACUCGGAGGACACGUCCGGCUACCGGCUGCCCGAGACCGCGGUGCGCGUGGUGCUGGCCUCGGUGCUGCUGGGCCUGCGCGACCUGCACGGCCGCGCGCGGCUGGCGCACCGGGACCUGAAGCUGGACAACCUUCUGGUUGGCACGGACCGGCUUGUUAAGAUCACCGACUUCGGCCUGGUGACGCCUCUGGACAGCCAGGGCCGCCUGGUCUCGGAGGUCGGGGGGCGGCGGGGCACGAAGGGCUACCAAGCCCCUGAGACGCUGGCGCGCCGCACCUUCGCGGCCAACGAGCGCGACCUGCCCAGCUGGCCGGCCGCCAAGAGCGAUGUGUUCGCGGUGGGCGUGAUCGGCGCGGCGCUGGUGUGCGGCACCGAGUCGGGGCCGGAGAUGGAGGCCUUCCGGGGCAGUGGUGAGCUGCCGCCGCACCGGCACGCCUCGCCGGCGCUGCGGCAGCUGCUCAAGGGCAUGGCGGCGGCGGACCCGGCGCAGCGGCUGGGGGUGGAGGAGGCACUGGCGCACCCCGCGCUGCGCAGGGCGCUGAGCAGCGAGCGGGCGCGGCGCUUCAUCUGGUGAAGGCGGCAAGGCCAGAUCGCUCGGGCAUGAGGCGGGCUAUAUGCGGACAGUGCGUCAGUGAUGAGCGGCGGCUGUCAAAUGAAUAAAGGAGUGCGUACGUGUGUGUGCCAGAGCUUACUUGCUUGAGAGCUGGGUGUUUUUAAGUAUAAAGACACAGCAUGCGCAGUGUUGAGGACCGCACAGAGGUUCAUAGGACAUAGAUUGGCCUGAGGGAACGUUGAUUGGCCUCAGGGUAGAACCCUUAGCAAGCAAGCCGUGGAUGGCAGCAUGCAUAGUUGCGGCUGCUGAUCCUUGCUGCUUCCCCUUGAUUGAUUGAUGAUACGGUAGGCCUAGACAUUAGAAUGCCGCGUUGAUUGCUUGCCGGCUUGCCGCAAGAGGCAGAUAGAGACGAAUGGAUGCUUGGGCCGUGGCCCAAUGGCUCCAUGACGCUGUGUUCUGAAACUCAAGGGUACCACAUGUGCUGGCGCUUGCGUGUGCGUUGUCGGUCCUUCGAUCAACACGUCUUACUACGUACGAAAAUUCGGGCAACGGACUGCGGUAGGGCUACCUUUACUACCUUGAGCCCUAUUUUGACUCCUCUGCACGUAGUACGACGUGUUGAUCUAUUUCCGUCCUUUCCGCGUGAUUGCUGUAUCCCGGCGGACAUGACCCCAGCAGUUUGAGCACAGGUCUACCUGGCGUUGAGCUUGCUUGACAUGUCUUGUGUGACCGUUCGCAACUGAAUCCAUGUGUUCUGUCGGGUGUAUACGGUGCAAGCUUAGCUAUGUAGCCAUGGUUGUGCACGCCUGUGAUGAAGAGCCGCAAGCUGCUGGUCGUCUCCUAGGCGCGCAGCGGUAGGUGCGCACUGACCGCUCAGAGCGCUGACUCCUGGAACAUAUACAGCAGGUUCGUGCACAUGGUACGGUAACCCGCCUUGUAGUGCAAAGGGACACUCCA